AUGAUGACACUUGGAUUGAAUGUGCUUCCGUAUUGGUCCUCGAUGGACCAUACCCGCCGGAUAGUCAUUGUCCGGCAUGGCGAAAGAUGCGAUUUCGUUUUUAAUCAGGGCGGUGUUUCCUGGAUGAAACGCGCUUUUGAUAGCAGUGGCCGCUACACCCCGUUUGAUGUGAACCUUCCCCGAAUAGUCCCAAAACGCAAAGAUGGAUGGCAAAAGUUCGCAACAGAUACCCCUCUCACCGAGAUGGGCUAUUUACAAUCAAAAUUGACAGGAAGGUCGCUUCGCGACAAAAAUAUUCGCUUUGAUCACGUAUUCUGUUCAUCAGCGUUGAGAUGUGUUCAAACAGCUGUUGGAAUUCUGAAGGGAUUAGGUGAUGCGAAGGCUCAGAUUUCGAUUGAACCUGGACUUUAUGAAUGGAUGCAGUGGUGCCGAACAGGGCGGCCAUCGUGGAUGUCUCCUAGUGAAUUGGCAAAGCUUGGAUAUCCAAUAACCGCUAAUUACGCGCCGUUUGUGCGGGAGUCGGAUUUAAAAAUGGAGGAGAAUCUCUACAAUUAUUAUGAGAGGAGCUAUAUGUUGAUGCAGGAAAUUAUAAGAAAAUGUCCGACUGGUAAUAUUCUCAUUGUCGGGCAUGGUGCUUCGCUCGAAACUUUGACUCGCCAAAUUUGUGGCUCGGAGCCAAGGUCUAACGAAGAUUUCUUCUAUCUACUCCACAAUACCCCAUAUUUAUCAACUAUUCAAAUUGCCGAACAUAUGGGAAAAUGGUCGCUGGCAGGCUCUCCAAUCCCCUCACUCACCCACUCAUCAAAUAGCAGUUAUGACGGCAGCCAACUACAAAUGAAUACUUCAACAUUACAAGAUAGAGUUAAAAAUCACUUUGGC
Mesorhabditis spiculigera is the source of this 879-nucleotide messenger RNA. The record is from the annotation of a GenBank genome assembly. Lineage: Eukaryota; Metazoa; Nematoda; Chromadorea; Rhabditida; Rhabditidae.